Molecule: messenger RNA, 2340 nt
Organism: Paracoccidioides lutzii Pb01
Exons: 1
Coding region: 1-2340 (779 amino acids)
Source: RefSeq, a predicted model, not a curated record
AUGCAAGGUCUUUGGUCUCGAACUGCCCUGUCGACAGGGUCAUGCCGGUGUGUCUCUUGUCUACGCAGCGGUUCCAAUGCUGUUGCAGGACAAGGACCCACGGCAGCCGGACGGCGCCGGCUCUACAUCGGGAAUUCCGUUACGCUCCUUUACUCCGCUCUUUUUGCAACAGCCAUGAUAUUUGACGCUGAUGCGAAAACUAAACGGCGUACUGAAUUGGAAAAGAAAAUCGAAGCCGUGAAAGAGGAGGUGAAGGAAUUGCGGAUUGAAGAAGCGCGGAUAUUGGAUGAAAUUGCUGCCCGGAGGAGAGUGAGGCAGCUUGCCCUUCCACUGCAGAGACGAGAAUACAGUACGUCUGCCGUCACUUCUCGACAGUCUUCUACGUCCUUUGAGGGGUUCCAGGAUGUAAACUCGUUUUCGGCCGGGCCAUUUGAAAACUGGGAGCCAUCCACGUUUAAGGAUCGUCCCGACAUGAUUACAGACGGUUUUGAAAUGGGGUCUGCUAAGAAGAGGGAACCGACUGACGAAGAUGAGCGUUUCUAUCGACAGUAUGAUUUGGCAGGGGAAGAUAUUCUGCGAGAGAGGGCAAUUCAGCUCUUAGCAAUACGGCAACUCGCCAUUAAGUUGCUCCUUCGUCCCAGUAUUGCUCAUUCCUAUGGCGAAGUUGUGGCGGAUUAUGGAGAACGCUUCGAUCAUCCAAGAUUUAGAACUCAAGAUUAUCUAGUCGAGUUGCACUUUCUUAAAAAACGGAUCACUCGGUUAAGGUUUUGGAGGGACGAAUCAUACGACGAUAUAGUUAGAAAUAUUACAGUUCGGGAGCAAGCGUUGCUCCAGCAGGAACGGCAGGAAUUACACAACAACCUCCAGGAGUCGUUUGCGUCCUUUGGUAAAAAAGCUGUAUCCCUCCAACGACUUCUUCUGAUUGUCUCAGAAAACCUGUUGGCUUCAGACGAACCGAUUUUACCGCAGACCGUCGAACUUAUGAUUACGCAAUUUACACGAGCUAAGCAAAAUGAUCUUGUGAAAAUGGUCAUUGAUUCUUUGUUUCCAAACAGGAUCAAGAUGACCCCUCCUAUCAUCGUUUCCGCGAUAAACUUUUUUAAUAAGACCAAGGAUCUCUUCGGUUUUGAUGGAUUCUUGCGUCUACUCCAAGGAGACAGCUUCCCCGUUAACAUACCCGUGUUAUGGGAGACUGUCAGGGUUGGAGACGUUCAAGUGACAGUUCCCCCAAAGCCCCGCCAUCCGUUUAUAAUGAAUGCUCUCAUUUCUGCCUCCCUGAGUUUUAAUCAACCCCAGAACGCCGACGCCUACCUCCAUAUCCUUCGCGAAUCUGGCUACAGCGAUGGGGCUCAAGUCUUGGGUUCUUACCUGAAAUUUUACAUGUUAUCGUCAAACUGGAGGAAAGGCGGGUACGUCCUACUCCGAUCUGUCGCUUUCAUUAUGUCAACAAAAGCACAUUUUGGAAACACGAUUCACCGCCUGAUUCUCUACAUGGUUGCUUUCUGCAAUGGCUGCGGGAAGGAUGCAUUGUCUGCAACCAUAGUUAAGGCUGCUGUAGAAGCUGGAAUUGAUUGGAGACCGAGCUAUAACAAGAAAGACAUUCAGAUUUCGGUUAAGAAGGCUUUGAGUCAAUGGACCAGGGCUGCUGAGCAUUCCUCAACUGACAUUCCAACUAACAUGUCUCUGGGAGAAAGAUGUUACGAGUUCGCCAAACAAAUUGAGCAACCAAUUCGGGUGUCAAUUAAUUAUAGUGAAAAUGCCCUCCGACGUAAUCUUCGGCUAGAGCAUGAAAGGGAGGAGAGUAGUUUCGAUGUGCGGCAUGCAGGUCAAGUUUCUGAAGCACAAAAUGGAAAACUAUCCACUCAUGCCAGCUCCUGUUCCGAUCUCCAUAAGCUAGGACCCUCCCAGACAAAACAAGCUCCGAAACUAGCUCAAAUGGUGCCCGAUUCCUCUAAUCAUUUUCCAGUCUACUAUACUAAAGCCGACAAGAAAAAUGGUGAAAAAGCCGUCCUGAGAUUCUCUCUAAGGAAAUCUUCCGAAGAACGGAUGGAAGCUUUACCAUCCACCGAAGAGAUAAGAAGAAAUCACUUCCAGGGAAAUUUUAGGUCGUUAUUCCAUUCGUUGGGAGUCUCUCAGAAGACAAUUAUGGACAUAAAACGGGAAAUACGUGAAUAUGAAUUUCGGAUUCGUGCUUCGGGAGAGCCAACCCAUACGGUCAAGAAGGAGUACUUCGGAGAGGCUUGCGGAUCAUUAUUCUAUUUGUUAGCGGUCUCUCAGAAAACUAUUGGAGACUUGCAGCGGGAAGUGGACGCAUAUGGACUCCGUAUUCGUGCUGCGUAG